UUCAAUUUCAAUACUUGUUCUGAGAGUGUGAGAUCCCUCUGCUUCUUUUAUUGCAUAUAAAAUAUGAGAACACAUAUUCAUGAUAGUCCUUCUGUGAAAAACCAUCUUCCAAUGCUUAAGGUUUUUGAUUCAUCUCUGAGGCUCUUUGCGGUUCCUCUAUCUGUGGCAACAAUAUGGAUUACUGUGACUAACAACCAAGACAACAGUAUCUAUGGAAUGCUGAAAUAUAGCAACCUUUUGGGUCUCAAGUAUAUGGUUUUUGUUAGUGCUCUCUGUGCUGCUUAUGCUCUUGUUGCUGCAGCUUGUUCAUGGGUCAGAUAUGUAGUGUCCAAAGCUUGGAUUUUCUUUAUCUCUGAUCAGAUUGUGGCUUAUUUAUUGGUCACGUCAGUUGCUGCAUCAAUGGAGAUACAUUACCUGGCUUACAAUGGAGCUAAGGAAGAUUCUUGGAGUGAAGCCUGCAGUAUCUAUGGCAGGUUUUGCAGCAAAGUGAAGUUGGCUUUCAUCCUUCAAAUGAUUACUUUUCUUUGCUUCAUAAUUCUAGCAGUGAUUUCAGCUUUCAGAGCAUUUAGUUUGUUUGAUCCUCCUUCUGUCACUGCUCAGGAGAUGCAAGAAGAUAGAUAUUAGUUAGAAGGAUUGGUUGGGGUAUUUGUAUUUUGUUAUCUCACCAUCAUAUUCUCGAGUUUAGCCUAUUUCCUCUUUAUUAUUACUAAUAUAUUUGGACUUAAAAAAAAUAGUAUAUGGUUUUUGGCUUUGCAGUGAUUAUUUUGAUGGUUGUAUUAAAUAUCAUACUAUGAUUAUGGAAUAUAAACGUGUUUGUUU
Molecule: messenger RNA, 819 nt
Organism: Lotus japonicus
Lineage: Eukaryota; Viridiplantae; Streptophyta; Magnoliopsida; Fabales; Fabaceae
Product: CASP-like protein 2D1
Exons: 3
Coding region: 64-624 (186 amino acids)
Source: RefSeq, a predicted model, not a curated record